Messenger RNA from Beta vulgaris subsp. vulgaris (sugar beet), 2780 nucleotides. RefSeq names its product YTH domain-containing protein ECT4. Gene Ontology annotation, cellular component: cytoplasm. Gene Ontology annotation, molecular function: mRNA binding. The transcript is spliced from 8 exons. The record is from RefSeq and is a predicted model, not a curated record. Gene Ontology annotation, biological process: mRNA destabilization. The coding region runs from base 245 to 2389 and encodes 714 amino acids. Lineage: Eukaryota; Viridiplantae; Streptophyta; Magnoliopsida; Caryophyllales; Amaranthaceae.
CACUUCCACUCUCUAAAAUUCUCCAGCGAAUUUGCCAUCUUUUCCCCCCUUUCUCAUUUUCUCUCUCCUCUUUUCUAGGGUUAGGGUUUACUUCUUCCGCUACUACCUAAGGAAAUUUCAACUCUUAACAAUGUCGAUUGAGACUCCUUUGUCUCUCUUUCAUUGCUCGGUAUCUUCUCUUACAACUUUUUAGAUCAAGUUAUGACUUGACUUGCUUUCUCUGGGUGGCAGUCUUGGAUUUGAGAUGUAUACUGUUCCUGACAAUGGAAAUACAGAAACUUAUGUGAUGCCAGGUACUGAGUUGAACCCACGCUUACCUAGUCCAGUUUUUGAGAACUUUGAAAUGAUGGCAAGUGAUGGAUCCGCUGAGUAUGUUGUCGACCCAAAUUUAUAUUAUCCUGCUGCCCCUGGUUAUGGUUAUUAUUGUACAGGAUUUGAAUCACCCGGCGAAUGGGAUGACCACCAUGCAGUUUUUGGUGUAGAUGGUGCAGAUAUCCAGUAUGCGGGUGCACAAACGGAAAAUUUGCCUUAUGUAUAUUAUACACCUACUUAUGGAUUGGGAGAUUCGCCAUUUAACCCUUACAAUCCUUAUAUACCUGGUGCUAUGCUAGGAGUUGAUGGUCCAUACGUGGGGCCACAACCUUACUAUACUGUAUCACCUUAUCCAAAUGCAGCCUCCUCUUCUGGAUAUUAUCCCGUUCUUGUCCAAUCUGGCCCUGAUAUUGUUGCAACUAGUACAACAGAUACACUGUCAGAUGUAGCUCCAUCUGCUAUGAAUCGAACAAAUGGCUCUGCUGCUAAGCGCACACAUUCCUCAUCUCCUGCUACAUUCUCUAUGAAUUCUUCUAAAGCUGCCUCCAGCCAGACACAUGCAGUCGCAGGAACAUCGCAAGGUUCAAAGAUUGGUACAGGAACAAGCAAGCGUCCUAUGAGUAAUAGAAGUAAUGGCUCUGUUGUGCCAGUCCAUGCAGCUUCAUCACAUGCGCCACAGGGUGGAAAUGCCCCGGGAUCACUGCAAUCUACGAGAAAUAUUUCAUAUGGGAAGCUUCUAUCUCAAGCUAAUCAAGUGAAAUAUCCAUAUUCAAUGGGUGGUGGUUUGGCGGAGUAUGGUACAGGCACCAACGGUCAAGCUGAUUUAAACGAUUCCUGGUCCAAAUUUUAUUACAGAAGACCUUCUAAUGAGAGCAAUGGGAACCCUGAUCAAUUGGGUGAGCAGAAUCGAGGGCCAAGAACCAACAAAUCAAAAAAUAAAUUCAUUGUGAAAGCCUACUCCACUAGGGCUGGGGACUGUAAUGCUGAAGGAAAUAUUGUAAUUUCAGCUGAUCAGUACAACAAAGAUGACUUUUCAGUGGACUGUCCUGCUGCAAAGUUUUUUGUCAUAAAAUCUUAUAGUGAGGAUGAUGUGCAUAAAAGCAUUAAGUACAAUGUUUGGUCUUCUACGCCCAAUGGCAACAAGAAACUUAGCACUGCGUAUGAAGAUGCUCAAAAGAUAGCUGCAGGAAAACCAAGAGGCUGCCCAGUCUUCCUCUUCUUUUCUGUCAAUGCAAGUGGACAGUUCUGUGGUGUUGCAGAGAUGAUUGGUCCAGUCGAUUUUGAUAAGGAUAUGGACUUUUGGCAGCAAGACAAGUGGAGUGGCAGUUUCCCUGUUAAAUGGCAUAUUAUAAAAGAUGUGCCAAACCCCACUUUUCGCCACAUCAUAUUGGAGAACAAUGAGCACAAGCCAGUGACUAAUAGCAGAGAUACACAAGAGAUAAUGCAUAAGCAAGGUGUGGAGAUGCUUAAGCUGUUCAGGAACUACUCAUCAAAAACCUCUUUGUUGGAUGACUUUAUGUACUAUGAAAAUCGGCAGAAGAUUAUGCAUGAAGAGAGAAUUCGUCAUUUUCGAAGGGCUAAUGGACAUGUACAUUCGAUUGAGGCUCCUGUCAGGCUAAAUACUGCAAUUGAUCAUUCCCAAAAAAUGGACGAGGCUGGUACCUGGGUUGAGAAAGUUGCACAGUCUAGUAAUUCAAGUGGCUUAAAAACACUGGUCAAAUCUUCGGAAGUGUCUUCAGGUGGUGGUGUUCAUUUGUCUGAUGUUGCAGCCAUGGUGCAGGAUUCCUCGGAUUUGCAAAUUGGCAAUGGUUCUUCUUUGAAGAUUGGUUCGUUAAGUAUCCAUCCAAAACCAAGCGAACGACAAUUGACUGCACCUGCUGCUUCAUCUCCUACUGCUGUUACGCCUGAAGCUGCUAAUGCACCAGCUAACGUUGUAACAGUAGGUUCUUUGCCGAUCAAAGUUGACGGAGCCAAGCGAUCAUCUGAAAUGCUUACUAUUGGGACCAUUGCGCUUGAUCCCAAAGCACUGCAACAUGGAAAAGUGGGUGGUUUUGUGAAGGGGGCUAUGCGAAAGUAAAUAUGGUGGAGUAUUCGUGAGUCCAGGAGUAAUGUUGAGUAUCUGGGUCACUGGGUGUGUAUAAUGUGGUUGUCUUCUUGAUAUUGUUCAGGCCUGAGUUUUUGUUUCUGUCGGAGUGUACCAUACCCGAGUCUUGUGGCAAUAGUUCUAGGAGCUUUUCAUUAUUUUGUUCCUGCUUUUGUUUCUUAUCUUCUUAUUUGUUGGGGGGAGGGGGUGGUUGGUUUGGAGGGUUUAGUUUUUGUUCCAAGGAGGAAGAAGUCCUAUUGGUUUACACCUUUUGGCCAUUUUUAGUUUAUACUCGAUGUAACAGUCAAAAGUCCUGAUUUUUGUUGGCAAAUCUUGCUGAAUACUGAUGGCUCAUGUUAAUCUGAAUUUUCUAAUUGUUCACACA